Molecule: messenger RNA, 3144 nt
Organism: Talaromyces amestolkiae
Lineage: Eukaryota; Fungi; Ascomycota; Eurotiomycetes; Eurotiales; Trichocomaceae
Exons: 4
Coding region: 1-3144 (1047 amino acids)
Source: RefSeq, a predicted model, not a curated record
AUGCUUGUUGAGUCUCGAACAGACGUCUUCGUGGGCGACGGGCCCCGUCAUCUACCUCCAAGCCCUCCAAACGAAAAACAAACGCCAACAUUAUAUACUAUCAAUGAUGUUCUGCUCAACUUAGUACGUCAAUCGCCGGAAGAACCUCUUGUUGGGUAUCCGAAAAGCUCUCAUGGAGUGAGCGACUAUGUCUACUAUUCGGCCAGGGACAUUGACCGAUUUACGAACGGCGCGGUCAGCGUUUUGAAUGAUGCAGGACUUGCGGCAUGUACAGAAUCGACCGAAAAUCAAGUAGUGGCCAUUCUUGGUCCAUCCAACCUCGAUUAUGUCGUCUCCUUAUUCACGCUGUCGCGGAUGGGCUACGCUGUUCUGCUGCUGUCAUCACGUCUCAGCAUCGAGGCUUAUACUAGCCUUUUGGCAAAAACCAAUUGUACGAACAUUCUUUGCUCUCCAAAUUUAGAGAAGACCUUUCAAAAGAUUCAACAAGAGGUCAAAUCCCUCAACACAUAUACUAUCCCACAGCAAUCGAUAUACUCUCAAUGGAAAAAAUCAUCAGACCUUCAGUGCAGUGAUACACCGCCAGAAAAGGCUCAGAAAUGGGCAUUCAUCAUCCAUUCAUCUGGAUCGACGGGUCUUCCGAAACCCAUUUUCCAGACUCACAGGGCUUGCAUAUCGAACUACGUUGGUAGUAAAGCAUACCGGGCUUUACUCACACUUCCUCUCUUUCAUAAUCAUGGUCUUUCAACGAUGUUCCGAUCACUAUUCAAUACUAGACCCAUAUCAAUAUACAACGCAAAUCUUCCUCUUACCGGCAAGAAUGUGCUGGAGACUAUGAAAGUGACGCAACCGGAAAGCUUCCAUGGUGUACCGUAUGUUUUGAAGCUGCUGAGUGAAGUCGAAGGUGGUGUGGAGGAAUUGGCCAAAUGUCAACAAGUACUUUUCGGUGGAAGUAGUUGUCCGGAUGAUCUGGGCGAUUUGCUGGUUAGCCGCGGUGUGUGGCUUGUUAGUCACUAUGGAGCGUACAUAACUGAACUUGGUCAGCUGAUGACAUCAGAGCGAUCCCGUGAUGACCUGGCUUGGAACUAUGUCCGGCCAUUGAAGUCUGUACAGGCUUAUAUCAAAAUGCUUCCACUUGAAGACGGUUCCUACGAAUGUGUUGCUCUGGACGGUCUACCUGCCAAGGUGACCUCUAACUCGGACGACCCUCCUAAUUCCUUCCAUACACGAGACACAUUCCUCAAGCAUCCCACAUUGCCUAAUGCAUGGAAGUACCUGGGCCGCAUUGAUGAUCGAGUCACUUUGGUCAAUGGAGAGAAGGUGCUACCCAUCCCUAUUGAGCAUCGCAUUCGCCAAAGCAGAUACGUAAAGGACAAUCUUGUUUUUGGUGUUGGCAGGGCAAUUCCUGGAUUGAUAGUUGUUCCAAGCGAGGAAUGCCGGGGAAUGGACAAGAAAGAAAUUAUAAACCUAGUGUGGCCGGAUAUUGCAGCGGCGAAUGAGAGUGCAGAGGCUUUCAGUCAGAUCUCGCGUGAAAUGGUCGUGAUUCUUGGUGUUGAUACUCAAUACCCAGCCACGGAUAAAGGCACAAUGAUCCGCAACCGCUGUUACCAGGAAUUCAAAGACGUGAUUGAAGAGUCAUACCGAAGACUAGAGGAAGGUGAUUCUGGAUUUGUUGAGAAGCGAGCCCUAGAUCUUGCUGAACUCAGUCCUUUCCUCCUUCAAAUCUUCAAGAAUGAUCUCGGCGUGUCACUUGAUGAGACCACUGAUUUCUUUGAUGCUGGUAUCGACAGUCUACAGGCAAUCAAGACACGUGCAAUCAUCAAGAAGUCUUUGGACAUAGGAACUACAGAAUUGAGCCAUAACGUGGUCUUCGACUGUGGUAACAUCACAAAGCUCGCUGCCCACCUGCAUUACUUGCGUACCGGAGAGAUCCACGAGGAAGAGACUGAGAUCGAGGCCAUGGCUUCAUUGAUUGAAAAGUAUUCGACUUUUAUCAGUCGGCCAGCCCAGAAAGAAACGGUUCUUUUAACAGGCAGUACUGGCUCGUUGGGAGUAUACAUCCUUUCUCGAUUGAUGCAACAGGAAAAUGUUCAGACAAUCUAUUGUCUUGUGCGUGCCUCUAGUUCCAGCACAGCAUUAGACCGCGUCCUUUCAAGUCUAGCAGAGAGAUCUUUGCCCUUGCGAAACGUAACAAAGAUUGUUGCUCUCCCCUCUCAAAUUAGUUCUGAGGACUUGGGGCUAGCCUCAAAUACCAUCAAUGAUCUAAAAGAAAACCUCACCAAAGUCAUUCAUGUUGCAUGGGCCGUAAAUUUCACUAUUGGUGUGCGCAGUUUUGAACAGCAGCACAUCAAAGGUGUUCAGAAUCUCAUCAACCUCUGCCUUUCAAGCAAUCGUUCCACACCGGCCGAGUUCUACUUUUGUUCCUCUAUUUCUGCGGCAGCCGGUACCCCGUUGCCCGCAAAGAUUGCAGAAGCUCCUAUUCCCCAGCUAGAACAUGCCCAAAAUAUGGGCUACGCACGCUCCAAACUCGUUGCCGAGAGAAUCAUUCAGGCUGCCGCGGUAAAAACAGGAAUGGUAGCCAAGGUCUUACGAGUAGGACAAAUUGUGGGUGACACCGUCACUGGAAAGUGGAAUCCUACCGAAGCCAUUCCCUUAAUGCUACAAACUGCCGUCACUAUGAAGGCUCUUCCAGCACUAGAUGAGAGCCCAUCAUGGCUUCCUGUUGAUGUCGUUGCAAACGCAAUUCUAGAAUUGACCAAGAUCAAGCCAGACGCAAACAGCAAAGCUGAGCAAUUCUCCCACGACUCACAGGUCGUAUAUCACGUCCAAAACGCAAAAACCUUCCGCUGGACUGAAGAUCUUCUCCCUGCGCUCCGUGAUGCCGGUCUAGAUUUCGAAGUGGUGAAUAAACGGGAAUGGGUGCAGCGCCUACGAAGUAAUGAGCAAGAUCCACGGAAGAAUCCUGCAGUCAAGCUGAUUGAUUUCUUUACUGAUAAGUAUGAUAAUGAUAACAUGGGUCGUUCCGGGUUGAGCUUUGAGAUGGGAAAGUCAGAAGAGGCUAGUGCUUCGUUGAGGGGGGGUGUGGAUUUGAUUCAAGACGGGCUUAUUAAGAAAUUUGUUAAUUCCUGGCGCAAUAAUGACUGGUGA